Fragaria vesca subsp. vesca is the source of this 1143-nucleotide messenger RNA. Its product is annotated as F-box/kelch-repeat protein At3g06240-like. The record is from RefSeq and is a predicted model, not a curated record. Gene Ontology annotation, molecular function: protein binding. Lineage: Eukaryota; Viridiplantae; Streptophyta; Magnoliopsida; Rosales; Rosaceae. The transcript has a single exon. Bases 1 to 1143 code for a protein of 380 amino acids.
AUGGAAGAUCGUCCUAUAAAAAAGAAGAGGACAGAAGUCCACGGAAGCCAAAACGUCGAGCUUCCACCCGAGAUUAUAGAUGCGAUUCUUUUAAGGUUACCAGUGAAGCCCUUGUGCCGCUUCAAGCUUGUAUCCAAGUCAUGGCAAUCCCUAAUCUCCCAUCCUGAUUUCGUCGCAAACCAUUCUAAAGCCGCCGUUGAGAAUAAGGACAGACGGCGCCUCUUUAUCAAUAAUUUAUUGUACUCGUCAUUUCUGCUAUACUCUUUGAAUCUCGACCAGUUUCUCAAUGAGAAUGAUCAUACCGUUGAUGUUGAUUUAGUAGCAGCACCCACUGAGCUUGAUUUUUGGGCUCCCUCUGUCCAUUGUUCCUGCUAUGGCUUGUUCUUGUCGACAGAGUUUGCCAGCGACAACUGUUACUGUUUGAUCAACCCUGUAACCAAGGAAUCAAAGAAGCUGCCAAAGCCACCAAUAUGGAGACUACCACUGAAUCCCUUCUUUCUUUGUAUAUAUGCACUUGGAUUUGAUUACUCCACUAACGAAUACAAGGUGAUUAACGGGCAGGAAUAUGAUGAUGGACUUGUGUUUAGUGUCUAUACAUUGCAGACCGGCUCUUGGCGAAAGAUUGACGACUUAUUUCCCUACAAAGUUUUCGGUUGUUUGGAUGGGAUCAUGGUGCAUGGUCAUGUUCAUUGGUUGGCGAGGAAGGUUGCAGAUGGAUCAUCGGUGAUUAUAUCUUUCCUUUUAGCAGAGGAGACGGUUAGAGAAAUUGCACUACCACCCAAUGCUCCUAAUGAUUCUAUUAACCUAGGGGCAUUCAGAGAUUGGCUAUGUGUAACAUCAACAUCAUAUAUAGCAAUAUUUAAUGAGUUUUGGGUUAUGAAGAAAUAUGGAGUGAGCGAGUCGUGGACUAAAAUGAGGGUCUCUAAACCAUAUAAGGAUUUAUCACAUUCCGGUUUCUGGACAGAAACCCAUGAUCUUAUGGUGUUUGAUGAAAAAUUAUUACUUAUGUACAAUUUUAAUGAUGACAACUUUUGGACUUUAUCAAUCGGCGAAGUUGAGACUAUUAGUAGUAUAGGUAGCUAUGUGGAGACCCCUGGCUACCUUAACUCAUUGAUCAAGAACAACAAGUUUCAAGGAAGAUGA